AUGGAGGGGGCCCAGGACAGCUCUGCGUCUGAUCCAGGAGCCAUUAGGCCAGGAGACGACUGGAGCUCCCCAAGAGAAAUCCCCAACCUGCUGCAGAUGCUCCAGGCCUCAGAAAGCAGGAGAAUGGGACUGGCCAAGGACAGAGGGGCAGGCAGCCCUGUGGGAGAGGUCACCGAGGCGCUCAAGACGGACAUGCAAAUACAAGUGAGUGACCAGGACCAGGAUUGUGGCCAGCAUCACACCUUGAUGCCACAGGGCUCUCGCUCUCACUCCUCCAAUGAAACCUCCUCAGUGAAUGGUGACAACUUCACAGAUCCUGAAAGUCCCAGAAACAUAGUCCAGACGACCUCCAGAGGCCUGAAUGACUUUUGCGUCAAAGACAUAAAAAAUGUGGCGUCUGGACGAAAAGAAAUCAGACUGGCAGAACAAGAGAUGCCAGCACUGAUGGAGCUGAGGAGGAGGGCAGGAGGAGAGAGGCCUUUAGCUGGAGCCAAGAUAGUGGGCUGUACUCACAUCACUGCACACACUGCUGUGCUGAUAGAGACCCUCUGUGUGUUGGGGGCCCAGUGUCGGUGGGCGGCGUGUAACAUCUUCUCCACCCAGAACCGUGUGGCCGCAGCUCUCGCCGAAGCAAGUGUAGCUGUGUUCGCCUGGAGGGGACAGAGCGAAGAGGACUUCUGGUGGUGCAUUGACAAGUGCAUCAGUGGAGCCUGCUGGCAGCCCAACAUGAUUUUAGACAACGGAAGCGACAUGACGCACUGGAUCCAGAAGAAAUACCCGAGCAUCUUCAAGCAGCUCAACGGGAUCGUGGAGGAAAGUGUGACCGGAGUGUACAGACUGUACCAGCUCUCCAAGGCCAGCCGCCUCAUCGUCCCGGCCAUCAACGUGACCGACUGCGUGACCAAGCAGAAGUUUGACAACCUGUACUGCUGCAAGGAGUCCAUACUGGAUGGGCUGAAGAAGGCCACCAACGUAAUGCUGGGGGGCAGACAGGUGGUGGUGUGUGGCUAUGGAGAGGUGGGUAAGGGCUGCAGCGCCGCUCUCAAGGCCCUGGGAGCAGUGGUGUACGUGACCGAGGUGGACCCCAUAUGUGCCCUGCAGGCUGUCAUGGACGGCUUUCAGGUGAUCAAACUGGGGGAGGUGGUGCGACAGGCGGACAUGGUCAUCACAUGCACAGGAAACAAAAAUGUGGUAAUGCGUGAACACAUGGACCGGAUGAAGAACCGCUGCAUUGUGUGUAACAUGGGCCACUCCAACACCGAGAUCGACCUGGCCAGUCUGCGCACGCCUGAGCUGCAGUGGGUCCGAGUGCGGCCCCAUGUGCAGCAUGUGGUGUGGCCCGACGGGAAGAGGAUCCUCCUGCUGGCCGAGGGCGGCCUGCUGAACCUGAGCUGCUCCACAGUGCCUUCUCUGGUCCACUCCAUCACUGCCACCACACAGGUUCUGGCUCUCAUGGAAUUAUACAACUCCAGAGACGGACGCUACAAGCAAGAGGUCUACCUGCUGCCCAAGAAGAUGGAUGAGUAUGUGGCCAGUCUCCACCUGCGCUGCUUCGACGCUCACCUCACAGAGCUGACGACGGAACAGGCCAAAUACCUAGGGGUCAGCAAACAGGGGCCCUUCAAACCCCACUACUACAGAGUUUCAGCCAUAAGUGACUCCAGUCUUCUCCAAACAGGUACUGAUCUGCAGGGCGCAGAGGCAAUGGCGCCCCCUGGAGGAUAA
Knipowitschia caucasica is the source of this 1725-nucleotide messenger RNA. NCBI's taxonomy places the organism in Eukaryota, Metazoa, Chordata, Actinopteri, Gobiiformes, Gobiidae. The record is from the annotation of a GenBank genome assembly.